AUGCCAUACCCCACCCAUUGGUACCGAGCCAUAUGCUUGGGUGGCCGCCCAAAUGGAUUCAUUUCCAUUAUGUCAGGUUCUUCCAUGGGGAAAUGCCGGGGAACGAUCAGCUAUGCUUUUGGAUCAAAGUACUGGGGCCGAGGCAUAACCACACUGGCAGUGAAAAGGGCAGUUUCAAGUGCGUAUGAAGAGUUCCCAGAUCUGGAGAGAAUUGAAGGUAUUGUUGAUGUGAAUAAUAAGGCCUCACAGAGGGUAUUGGAAAAGGCUGGGUUCCUCAAGGAAGGUGUCCUCAGAAAAUAUAUCUGUAUCAAUGAAGAAACUAUUGAUUUUGCUAUGUAUAGCCUUUUAUCCACUGAUCCAAUUUUACAUUAG
Vitis riparia (riverbank grape) is the source of this 372-nucleotide messenger RNA. RefSeq names its product putative [ribosomal protein S5]-alanine N-acetyltransferase. The transcript has a single exon. Gene Ontology annotation, molecular function: acyltransferase activity, transferring groups other than amino-acyl groups. Lineage: Eukaryota; Viridiplantae; Streptophyta; Magnoliopsida; Vitales; Vitaceae. The record is from RefSeq and is a predicted model, not a curated record. The coding region runs from base 1 to 372 and encodes 123 amino acids.